Molecule: messenger RNA, 4599 nt
Organism: Coregonus sp. 'balchen'
Lineage: Eukaryota; Metazoa; Chordata; Actinopteri; Salmoniformes; Salmonidae
Source: the annotation of a GenBank genome assembly
AUGGUCAAUCUGCUGGCUGUUAUUCAGUAUACCCUGUACACCAUGGUCAAUCUGCUGGCUGUUAUUCAGUAUACCCUGUACAUGGUCAAUCUGCUGGCUGUUAUUCAGUAUACCCUGUGCAUCACAUGGUCAAUCUGCUGGAUGUUAUUCGGUAUACCCUGUACACCACAUGGUCAAUCUGCUGGCUGUUAUUCAGUAUACCCUGUACACCACAUGGUGAAUCUGCUGGCUCUCAUUCAGUAUACCCUGUACAUUGUCAAUCUGCUGGCUGUUAUUCAGUAUACCCUGUACACCACAUGGUCAAUCUGCUGGCUGUUAUUCAGUAUACCCUGUACACCACAUGGUCAAUCUGCUGGCUGUUAUUCAGUAUACCCUGUACGUGGUCAAUCUGCUGGCUGUUAUUCAGUAUACCCUGUACAUUGUCAAUCUGCUGGAUGUUAUUCGGUAUACCCUGUACACCACAUGGUCAAUCUGCUGGCUGUUAUUCAGUAUACCCUGUACACCACAUGGUCAAUCUGCUGGCUGUCAUUCAGUAUACCCAGUACACCACAUGGUCAAUCUGCUGGCUGUUAUUCAGUAUACCCUGUACACCACAUGGUCAAUCUGCUGGCUGUUAUUCAGUAUACCCUGUACACCACAUGGUCAAUCUGCUGGCUGUUAUUCAGUAUACCCUGUACACCACAUGGUGAAUCUGCUGGCUCUCAUUCAGUAUACCCUGUACAUUGUCAAUCUGCUGGCUGUUAUUCAGUAUACCCUGUACACCACAUGGUCAAUCUGCUGGCUGUUAUUCAGUAUACCCUGUACACCACAUGGUCAAUCUGCUGGCUGUUAUUCAGUAUACCCUGUACGUGGUCAAUCUGCUGGCUGUUAUUCAGUAUACCCUGUACACCACAUGGUCAAUCUGCUGGCUGUUAUUCAGUAUACCCUGUACACCACAUGGUCAAUCUGCUGGCUGUUAUUCAGUAUACCCUGUACACCACAUGGUCAAUCUGCUGGCUGUUAUUCAGUAUACCCUGUACACCACAUGGUCAAUCUGCUGGCUGUUAUUCAGUAUACCCUGUACAUGGUCAAUCUGCUGGAUGUACAGCCAAUCACACUGCUGCUGCCUUGUCCUGCUCUGAAGCCUUUACCCCGAGGCUCCACCAUGUUGCACUUUAUUAACUAGACUUCUAUAGUUCAACUAUUAACGUUCAAGUUCCCUCUCUCCCUUUUCCCUUCACAGGAGGUUUCCCAAGCAUUCCUAGAGAGCCAGGUAUUCCCAACCCCACCACAGAUACAGUACAGUAACAUUCAGGCUGCAGCCCAAACGACACCCUAUUCCCUACAUAGUGCACUACUUUUGACCAGAGCCUUAGGCCUAUUUGACCUAUGUGCCCUAGUCAAAAGUAGUGUACUAUAUAUGGAAUAGGAGGCCAUUUGGGGCGUAACCUGAGACAUUGGCCAAAGCCAGACACAUAGGAUCACAUUAACUCAGUGACCCUCUGAUCAGUGAGGGUGGUGGUGGGAAACAUUACAGGUGGAAAUACAGGUUGCCUCUAACUGCUGAUUUGGGGUCAGAUAUAGGGUGAUCCCAAAUGACACCCUAUUGCCUAUAUAGUGCGUUACUUUGACCAGGGCCCCUUGGGGUCAUUUGGGAUGUAUCUAUAUGAUUAUACUACUGUAUAAUAUCCUGGGAGGUGCAGUUAGUUAUCUGAUCCUAGAUAUGUGGUUAAGAGGACAACUUCUACCUCAAGCACUGGCUAAUCGUAUCUCCCCCCUCCUCCCCCUCCUCCUUUCUCCCUCCAGGUGGACAGUGCUAUGUCUCUGAUCCAGGCAGCUAAGAACCUGAUGAACACGGUGGUGUCCACAGUCAAGGCUAGCUACGUGGCCUCCACUAAGUACCAGAAGUCCAUGGCCAUGCAGUCCCUGAACAUGCCUGCUAUCUCCUGGAAGAUGAAAGCCCCGGAGAAGAAACCCCUGGUCAAGAGAGAGAAACAGGAAGAUGGAUCCAACAACAAGGUAACGGGAACCAUGAUGUUAAAGCUGAGAUCCUCUACAGGGGGAACGGCUCCACUGGUCCACCCCACAGGUGUUAUUGUUUUCGUUUUGUUUUUGAAAAGGAGGAUUGGAGCAUUAAGCAUCUUGGUAAAAACAAGAGUAUAAACUCUGCUGUUCUAUCGCACAUGCAAUGAUGUCCGAGGGGAAAAACAGUUUUUGUUGUAAUAUCGCAAACGGACGUGGCAGUUUCACCGCUAAGGAAUCCAGCAUAAUUGGUAUAAUCCCCUGCACGGUUGCCUGUCAGUGUCCAGGACACAGAAAUUAUAUUCCUGGACUAAAUAGCUUUCCAUAUAGACUAUAUUUUUUAGUCCAGAACUUAGUCUGUGUCCGGGAAACCAGCCCUAUAUGUUCUUCUUUUGUAAAUUGUCAGUUUUUUUUAUGGCCUGUAAAGAGAUUUUAUUUAACCCUUUUUUUCCCCCCAGGUAAGUUCACUGAGAACACAUUCUCAUUUACAGCAAUGACCUGGGGAAUAGUUACAGGGGAGAGGAAGGGGGGUGAAUGAGCCAAUUGGAACCUGGGGAUGAUGUAAUGAGGGCCAGAUUGGGAAUUUAACCAGGACACCAGGGAAGUAAAAGUUAUUCCCUACCUAAGAAUAGUAAAGCCCCCUUAACUGGCUCAAAUAGCCGACCAAUCAGCCUGUUACCAACCCUUAGUAAACUUUUUGGAAAAGCUUGUGUUUGACCAGAUAAAAUGCUAUUUUACAGUAAACAAAUUGACAACAGUCUUUCAGCACGCUUAUAGGGAAGGACAUUCAACAAGCACAGCACUUACACAAAUGACUGAUUGGCUGAGAGAAAUUGAUGAUAAAAAGAUUGUGGGGGGGGGGGGGGGUUGGUAGACAAAUGUAUGUGUUAUGGCUUUACACCCCCAGCUAUAUUGUGGAUAAAGAGUUACCUGUCUAACAGAACACAGAUGGUGUUCUUUAAUGGAAGCCUCUCCAACAAAAUCCAGGUAGAAGCAGGAAUUCCCCAGGGCAGCUGUCUAGGCCCCUUAUUUUUUCAAUCUUUACUAACGACAUGCCACUGGCUUUGAGUAAAGCCAGUGUGUCUAUGUAUGCGGAUGACUCAACACUAUACACGUCAGCUACCACAGCGACUGAAAUGACUGCAACACUUAACAAAGAGCUGCAGUUAGUUUCAGAAUGGGUGGCAAGGAAUAAAUUAGUCCUAAAUAUUUUUACAAAAAACUAAAAGCAUUGUAUUUGGGACAAAUCAUUCACUAAUCCCUAAACCUCAACUAAAUAUUUUAAUGAAUAAUGUGGAAAUUGAGCAUGUUGACGAGACUAAACUGCUUGGAGUAACCCUGGAUUGUAAACUGUCAUGGUCAAAACAUAUUGAUACAACAGUAGCUAUGAUGGGGAGAAGUCUGUCUAUAAUAAAGCGCUGAUCUGAAUUCUUAACAGCACUGUCAACAAGGCAGGUCCUACAGGCCCUAGUUUUGUCGCACCUGGACUUCUGUUCAGUCGUGUGGUCAGGUGCCACAAAGAGGGACUUAGGAAAAUUGCAAUUGGCUCAGAACAGGGCAGCACGCCUGGCCCUUGGAUGAACACAGAGAGCUAACAUUAAUAAUAUGCAUGUCAAUCUCUCCUGGCUCAAAGUGGAGGAGAGAUUGACUUCAUCACUACUUGUAUUUGUGAGAGGUAUUGACAUGUUGAAUGAACCAAGCUGUCUGUUUGAACUACUGGCUCACAGCUCGGACACCCAUGCAUACCCCACACGACAUGCCACCAGAGGUCUCUUCACAAUCCCCAAGUCCAGAACAGACUAUGGGAGGUGCACAGUACUACAUAGUGCCAUGACUACAUGGAACUCUAUUCCACAUCAAGUAACUCAUGCCAGCAGUAAAAUUCGAUUAAAAAAACAGAUAAAAAUACACCUUAUGGAACAGCGGAGACUGAAUCAACACAAACAUAGACCCAUGCAUACAAACACACGAUAACAUACACACUAUACACACACACGUACACACAGAUGUUGUGUUAUAGAUAUGUGGUAGUAGAGUAGAGGCCUGAGGGCACACACUUGAUAUGUUGUGAAAUUUGUUAUGAAUGUAUUGUAAUGUUUUUAAAAUGUAUAACUGCCUUCAUUUUGCUGGACCCCAGGAAAAGUAGCUGCUGCCUUGGCAGGAACUAAUGGGGAUCCAUAAUAAAUACAAAUACCCCUACUCUGACGAUAAGUGCCAUUGGAUCUUUAGUGACCACAGAGAGUCAGGACACCCAUUUAACGUCCCAUCCGAAAAACUGUACCCUACACAGGGCAAUGUCCCCAAUCACUGCCCUGGGGCGUUAGGUUAUUUUUUUUAGACCAGAUGAACACCACUUCCAGCAGCAUCUGGUCUCCCAUCCAGGGACCGACCAGGACCAACCCUGCUUAGCUUCAGAGGCAAGCCAGCAGUGGGAUGCAGGGUGGUAUGCUCCUGGAUUUAAUGACGCAAGACACAUUUCUGUGAAAACAUACAAUAAAAUGCUCUCUUCUCUUCUCUUAGGUCAAGAGGUCAUCCCAAAAGAAACACAUCAACCCUGUCCAGGCUCUCAGCGAGUUCAAAGCCAUGGAUAGCAUCUAG